Molecule: messenger RNA, 3711 nt
Organism: Loa loa (African eye worm)
Lineage: Eukaryota; Metazoa; Nematoda; Chromadorea; Rhabditida; Onchocercidae
Exons: 25
Coding region: 1-3693 (1230 amino acids)
Biological process (GO): meiotic chromosome separation; proteolysis
Cellular component (GO): centrosome; mitotic spindle; cytoplasm
Molecular function (GO): cysteine-type endopeptidase activity
Source: RefSeq, a predicted model, not a curated record
AUGGUUCGGGAAGGCAAACGUCAAUUAGAUUCUAUGAAAAAAGAAUUAUUAUUGCACAUGAAAAAUCAUAUCGUUGCAACAAUGAGCGCAAGAAGAGAGAUCUACGAUGCACUGAAAGAGUUAUUUGAUACCAACAGUGCAGAUUUUUACAAUCUUUCCUCAACUGUGAAGCAUGUGAGGAUAAUUCGGUUACUAAUAAAAUGCUUGGAGAAAUAUAAACCUCAUCAACAUUUGCAAGAUGCCUUCUUCGUAUGGAAUUCACGUUUAGCUCCUGCAGUGCUCGCAAUUGCUGACCCGGCAGAACAGCGGAAAUACAGCAGGCAUGCAAAACUACUUGCUGCGUGUUUGCUUGAUUCUGAUGAGGCUUGUUUUUACACAAAAGCCAUUAUUUGCUUGGGACAUGUCGUGAGGUUAAAUGAAGGCGACUGCCAUUCACGAUUAUUGCUCACGUACUGGCUAUGCCUUCUAGGAUAUUGGUCAUUAGCUAAAACGCAGGUGCUUUGUGAAGAAGAAGUGAAACGGAUGUACUCUAUUCACAAAGAAAUCAUUAAUGAAGUUAUUAAUGAUAUCAUUCAUCUACAUACGGGAAAAACAGUGGGUCACUACUACGGCGAUGCAUUGUCAGAGCAAGACCAUAUCCUUAAAACUAUGCAGUCUUUCGAAUCUCUUCUCGCGAAAUCGAAAGCAAAGACUUUCCAACAAUAUGAAGCACAGAUUCUUGUUAAACGGAUUUUGAUAGCUGCUAACCAUUUUCCAUACGCUGAUUUAACAUUGAUUGGUGAUCCAUUACAAAAUAUGGAUUUCGUAAAAGCACGUUACGAAACGUUAGUGAAAUGUCGAAGUAGCGUAUAUUAUGGUAGCGAUAUGAAAGAAGAAGAUGCCGGUUGCGCUGCAUUUGCUGGCGGUGAAUUUCAAGAAACAAAAUUGAUGAGUACCGUAAGUUCAAAACUUCAGCCUCAAUUUAUUAAUAUUUUCGAUGAAUAUUGGCUGAAAUGGCAUGCUUGGAAGUCACUGUUUUUUGGAACCAGAAUGAAAUUAAGCGCAGUCCUGGCAGAGCAUUUCAAAGUGGUACUGCAGCUGUGUUUUAAAUAUAUCGAGUUGGGAAUUCUUCGAGAGAGUGAAAGUGAAGGGCUGAAAUUAUUGCAUCAGGUUCUAAAAACAACGAAUUUGCAAAGGUGUUUGGCAGUGUUAAACGUUUUAUUUCUAACAUCGACACUUGCCCAUGGUAAUAGUGUGAACGUUCGCCCAGAUCCAUUUCGACCGGUUAUUGCUUCUCUAUGGAAUAGAUCGAGGAACGAAACUUCUGUUUGUGUAGACAAAGAAAUGCAGAACAAAAAGCUUAAUUUGUCUUCUAAAGAUCAAAAAAUAAUAGAUCUCACUGAAGAUGAGCCAAACAAUUUGCCGCAAGCAAAUAAAGAAAAUAUGGAGAAUAAAUUGAUAUUGGAAGAGCAUGUUGAAUAUUGCGAUUGUGUGAUAUGCACACUUUGUGACAUUAAUCCACAGAUGCACAUAGAAGCUAUUUUUUCAAAGAUGCUAUUUUAUCGAUAUUCUUCAAGAAUGUUUCGUGUGCUUUCCGAGAGGAUUCUGAAACUGCCUCAGGAAACUGCAUUAGAUGUGAUUGCAAUUUGUUCGUCGCUUCAAAAGCAAGCAACGGAUAAGGCAAUCGAAGAACGAAGAUAUCCACUGGCAGCAUUAGAUCUUUUUUUGCUUGCAGCAAUUCGAUGGCUUCGAAGAGUUGGUGAAGAAGAAAAGCCGGAGAUCAUACAGGAUGUAAUAAGAGAAUCGUUAAAAUUAUGCUCAACGGACCCCAUAUACUUUCGUUGGCAGUGGUUAACAAUACGGCAGUUGGCGCGAACGCCAUUGAAAAUUCCAAAAUUGGAAUGGAUGCAUUUGCAUGUUUCGCCGAUCAAAGCAGGAUUGCGUUCACCUCUGAAAUCUAUUGUCAUCAAUCUUGCGUCAGAGCUAAAUACUUUGACACUUUGCUCACCAAGGCCACCUUCCACUUUGCGCUUCGAGAAAUAUACCUCAAAAACAAACCACAAGACUGUUACUAACGUCACUCCUAGUUACAUAGACAUGGAAAUGGAAGAAGCUCGGAAAGAUUUCAAUUCCUUUUCUCACCUUUUCUAUAGGGAGUGGCGAUUCCAAACGUGUUCCUAUUUGGGGCAAGUUUGUGCUUUCCAAUAUAAAGCCGAUUGGAUUGAGCCAGGAUGGAGUGCCGCUUAUUAUUUUAAUGAAGCGAUGUUUAUCAGUACUCGUCAGUUGGCUCGCAUGAUUUACAAAAAGUCAGAGGAGAGUCAGAACUUUCAUUUCGAAACCAUCGAAAAGUUUAAAAAAGCCGUCCAACGUUUGCCAUCUGACUUGACAGUAGUGCAACUUUUUCUGGAUUCUAGACGAAUACUUUGGUUAAUCAAGUUAUAUAAUAGCCGAUCACCAUUGGUUGUGCCAGUUGCAUUCGUUUCACAGGAUGACGUGCUUCUGAAACGUUUCGUAACCUUGUUGGCAGACAAUGAUGCGUCAGGAAAUCUUGGUAAAACAUGCACAGAUCCGAAAGAAUAUUGGCAGAUAAGGAGAAAAUUGGACAAGAAACUGAAGGUUUUGGUUAGCGAAGUGCAGGCAGAGUGGUUUGGGAUUUUCUCUGCUCUACUUUUACCUUCCGUCAGUGUGAGUGAUGCCCGUAUCUCAGUUAUCGAUGAGUUAGUGAACUGUGGACUUUCAAGAGGCUUUGCAAGUACAUUAGUCGAGAAUUUGGAUCUGUCGACGGCAGAUUGGCGGCAACUUGUGCAACGGAUUUCAAGUUUGGAAAAUUUUGAUGAAACUUUUGCCACACAUAUUGUUGACCGUCGAAGUCAUUGGAUAUCGAAGUUCGGAAGACAGUUAUUCCUCCGCGACUUCUCAAACAGUUAUGUCUUAUUUUGCGUCUCACCGGAGCUAGCAUCAUUCCCUUUCGAACUUUUGCCGGUGAUGGAGUCGCACAAGCGCGUUUGCAGAAUAUCGUCAUUCCACUUGUUCGAGAAACUUUUAUCUCUAUCGGAAAAGAUACCAAAAACAGUUGAUGGGAAGAAUUCUUUCUAUGUGCUUGAUCCUGGAGGUGAUUUGACGGAUACACAGAAAAGACUCUCCAAAGAACUAGAAAAAUAUACUUGUUGGAAAGGAACAAUUGGAGCUGCGCCGAAGCCAGAAGAAUUGCGCAAUUCAUUAGAAACCAGUGAUAUGUUCUUUUAUAUGGGCCAUGGAAGUGGCGGUAGAUAUUUUGGAAGGUCAACAGUACUACGAAGUAAUAUUCGCGCCGUAUCACUGCUUAUGGGAUGUUCCAGCGUUCGCAUAACUUACGAGGGCGAAGGAUUCGACGGCAGGGGCGCGAUUUACGAUUAUAUUAUAGCAAAAUGUCCUUGUGUUGUUGGUUGUCUUUGGAUGGUCACCGAUGGUGAAAUUGAUAGGGUGCUGUUGGCUCUUCUGGAUUUCUGCUUCUCCGAAAUUCAAAAAUCGAGUGGUAAUAAAAUUAGGCCGAACUCAUCGUAUCGACUACUGAUAGAUGCAAUCGCAUACGCUCGUACAGCAUGCAAGCUGAAAUACAUGACUGGUGGCGCUGUUGUUGCAUAUGGAUUACCCAUUGUAACCCAUCUGUCGCAAGAUAUGUUAGCGUUGAAGCAACAAUCCGAAAUAGUGCAAUUUUUAGACAACAAUCAUUAGCACUUUGUUACCGGAAUC